CAUGUACGUUGACGUGACUAAUCGCGCACUGUGCAGCGCAUCGGUGUGGAUAGAUGUCCAACCCGCUGCAAGCCCCACUCACUGGCAGGUGGCGAUUCCAACCGCUCCUUCCAGUGUAUAACUUAACAGACAGCGGCCGAUUUGCUUGGCCGCGCAGGAUAUACAAAAUAAGACGCUGGGCAGUAAUAUUGCGGUAGUUUAGCUUCGAGGCGCCGUCUCCGCAACGUUACAAUCUCGUAAUCCCUCGUAGUACUAUCCAGAUGCAAGCACCUGUCAAGAUAUAUAUGACCACUUUAACAAGCGUGGACGCCGACUCUGAGCGUGUGGGCGGAUCACCCCUCAGUGCCGUUCAAGAGCGUACGACGCUACAUUUUAUGAUAUUGUUUAGCUUCAGCAGAAAGCUGCUCACUCCACCCUGGGUCGACCUCAAGAGGAGGGUUCCGUAGCCGACAGAAACUUGUGGGGUCUCGUAGACCCUAAGCAGAAAUGUACCCUGGUUGUCGGGUUGGUUGUCCCACGUCUCUCCGAUCGCGACGCGGUCGGGCCUCGGCACAGCACACAUUCGGAGACACCGCGUGCGAAGACAAGCCUCGUCGCAUCGGAGGACCCUGCAGGAAAAAUGGAUAGAGAUGAGCGCAGGUACCUUGUAUAAAACGGUGGAAGGGCCGGGGUGCAUUUCCUCAGACCCAGAACCACCUC
Messenger RNA from Trametes versicolor FP-101664 SS1, 699 nucleotides. RefSeq lists its product as uncharacterized. NCBI's taxonomy places the organism in Eukaryota, Fungi, Basidiomycota, Agaricomycetes, Polyporales, Polyporaceae. Bases 261 to 446 code for a protein of 61 amino acids. The transcript has 6 exons. The record is from RefSeq and is a predicted model, not a curated record.